AUGCAUGAUGUUCUCUCGUUUCUCCAGACACAUUUCAUACAUCAGAUGGAGGCAAUCAAUCUAUUAGGUUUCGGACCAGAAGUGGUCGGGAUCAUUAUUAACCUUUUACAGACAAGCCUACCUAUGGGUUGCUCACUCACUUCUAUAAAACAACAUAUACUGAGUCCUUGCAGGACGCAAAACACUUUCCAAGUUCUGAAAAAUACUCUGAUUGAUGACUCAACACUACAAAUUGACUGCUUGGGGCUUGCAUUUGCACCCUCAAGCACAAUAACUCAGAAACAAUUUGGAGCAGGUCUUCCUCGGCGGAUUGCUCGAUUUCCACGUGUUGAGAACACUCCGACUCUGGGACACCACGAUAGGGUGGCAUUUUCUCCCCAUGGCUGUCUACUAGUUUCUGGCUCUGGUGACCGGACAGUCCGACUCUGGGACACCGCAAUAGGGGUCUUGCAGCAAAUUUUCCAAGGCCAUUUCGCCAAGAUGAGCUCCCUAUAA
Molecule: messenger RNA, 495 nt
Organism: Penicillium vulpinum
Lineage: Eukaryota; Fungi; Ascomycota; Eurotiomycetes; Eurotiales; Aspergillaceae
Product: WD40 repeat domain-containing protein
Exons: 4
Coding region: 1-495 (164 amino acids)
Molecular function (GO): protein binding
Source: RefSeq, a predicted model, not a curated record